Molecule: messenger RNA, 3150 nt
Organism: Suncus etruscus (white-toothed pygmy shrew)
Lineage: Eukaryota; Metazoa; Chordata; Mammalia; Eulipotyphla; Soricidae
Gene: BACE1
Product: beta-secretase 1
Exons: 9
Coding region: 393-1982 (529 amino acids)
Biological process (GO): amyloid-beta metabolic process; membrane protein ectodomain proteolysis
Cellular component (GO): membrane; trans-Golgi network; endosome
Molecular function (GO): aspartic-type endopeptidase activity
Source: RefSeq, a predicted model, not a curated record
UGGGGCGCAGGAGGAGGAAGACGCGCGCAGGGCGCAGAGCGCAGAGCGCAGGGCGCACGGUGCGGGGCGCACGGCUGCAAGGCUUCCCGGGCUCGGCAGAGGGCAUCGCGCCCCUUCCCCACGCCGGAUGCGGGGCUGGCUGCGUGGGGGAAACUACACUUCCCAGCGAUCCCGCGGCAGAGGAAAACCCUCCGGCUUUGACAGCCGCCGCCCCAGCCUGCUGCCAGCCAGCCAGCCGGGCGCUGGGUUCCGGUAUCCCAGCCACUCGCAGCCGCCAGGGCCAUGCGCGCCCCUCCUAGCCCUGCUGGGCCCCCCGGGCCGGUGGGGCACAUGUAGCCAGGCUCGAGUGCCGCCUCCCCGGCCUCGGGGCCUGCGCGCCCCGCCAGAGCCUGAUGCCCCGCCUGGAGCUGGGGGCCGGCGAUCGAGGCCUUCGGGGGGCCCCGCGUGAGCGCAGAGCACCCCCAAGGCCCGGGCCCGCCGCUAUGGCUCCGGCCCUGCCCUGGCUCUUGCUGUGGGUGGGCUCCGGGGUGCUGCCUGCCCAUUGCUUGCAGCCCGGGAUCCGGCUCCCCCUGCGGAGCGGGUUGGGGGUCUCCCCUUUGGGAUUGCGGCUGCCCCGAGAGACCGACGAGGCCUCGCCCGCGCGCAGGGGCAGCUUCGUGGAGAUGGUGGACAACCUGCGGGGCAAGUCCGGCCAGGGCUACUACGUGGAGAUGACCGUGGGCAGCCCCCCGCAGACGCUCAACAUCCUAGUGGACACAGGCAGCAGUAACUUCGCAGUGGGUGCUGCUCCCCAUCCUUUCCUGCACCGCUACUACCAGAGGCAGCUGUCCAGCACAUACCGGGACCUCCGCAAGGGCGUGUACGUGCCCUACACCCAGGGCAAGUGGGAAGGGGAGCUGGGCACCGACCUGGUGAGCAUCCCCCACGGCCCCAACGUCACAGUGCGCGCCAACAUUGCUGCUAUCACUGAGUCUGACAAGUUCUUCAUCAAUGGCUCCAACUGGGAGGGCAUCCUGGGGCUGGCCUAUGCUGAGAUUGCCAGGCCUGACGACUCCCUCGAGCCUUUCUUUGACUCUCUGGUCAAGCAGACGCACGUACCCAACCUCUUCUCCCUGCAGCUCUGCGGCGCUGGCUUCCCCCUCAACCAGUCAGAGGCAGUGGCCUCCGUGGGUGGGAGCAUGAUCAUUGGGGGCAUCGACCCGGCUCUGUACUCGGGCAGCCUCUGGUACACACCCAUCCGGCGUGAGUGGUACUACGAGGUGAUCAUCGUGCGAGUGGAGAUCAACGGGCAGGACCUGAGAAUGGAUUGCAAGGAAUACAACUAUGACAAGAGCAUUGUGGACAGCGGCACCACCAACCUCCGCCUGCCCAAGAAAGUGUUUGAGGCUGCAGUGAAAUCCAUCAAGGCAGCCUCUUCGACAGAGAAGUUCCCGGAUGGCUUCUGGCUCGGGGAGCAGUUGGUGUGCUGGCAGGCUGGUACCACCCCCUGGAACAUCUUCCCCGUCAUCUCACUCUACCUGAUGGGCGAGGUCACCAACCAGUCCUUCCGCAUCACCAUCUUGCCACAGCAAUACCUGCGGUCAGUAGAGGACGUGGCCACAUCGCAAGAUGACUGCUACAAGUUCGCAGUGUCACAGUCAUCCACAGGCACCGUCAUGGGGGCCGUCAUCAUGGAGGGCUUCUACGUCGUCUUUGACCGUGCCCGCAAGCGCAUCGGCUUUGCCGUCAGCACAUGCCACGUGCACGAUGAGUUCAGGACAGCGGCUGUGGAGGGCCCCUUUGUCACAGCAGACAUGGAAGACUGUGGCUACAACAUCCCACAGACUGACGAGUCCACCCUCAUGACCAUCGCCUAUGUCAUGGCCGCCAUCUGCGCCCUCUUCAUGCUGCCGCUCUGCCUCAUGCUGUGCCAGUGGCGGUGCCUCCGUUGUUUGCGCCAGCAGCACGACGACUUUGCUGAUGACAUCUCCCUGCUCAAGUGAGGGGCCGUGGGCUGGGGGCAGGAGGCGGAGACUGAGGGGCCCUGCGGCCUCACACACCCACUCAAUGCAGCUGUCCUGACAGAGGCAGAGGUGCCAGCAAGGUAUACAUGGGGUGGGAAGACAAGGGUCACCUCAGAUUGAGCUGGGAAAUUCUGCUGCUUGGAACUUUGGCCCCGAGCCCGUGCCCGCCAGCCCUGCUGCACCAAGCCCAAGUGCUCUCUCUUGCCAGUCCAUGUGGGAGGUGGCAGGUGGGACCCCAGCAGGGGAGAAUAGGGACCCUCCUGGCCCAUCCAGGUCCAUCAGGAGGAGCCUGCGGUAGCUUUAGCCAGAGUUUGUCCAAAGCCUGGUAUGAACCGAGACCGUAGGGCAGAAUCCUGGGACUGAUGGUGCAGCCACCCAAGGCCACAGGACAAAGGAGAGGCCGCUGGGACCUCAGGGAGAGUCUGGGAGGAACCUGUUAGAGUGGCCUCCUGAGGUGCAUUCAGGCUGGAGGCUUGACCAAACAUGCAGUGGGAAGGAUUUGUUGAGCUCACACGCUCCUUUUAGCUCCCAGAAAAGUGCCCGCUGAGAUGCUCCCCUGGAGCAGUGAAUUCCUGCAGCUGCUCCCAUGUGCAACCCCAGCCCUGCAUUCCUGCCGCACCCCCAUGCCCGAGGGGGCACCACAGGGUGCUGUUUUCCUGAUUGCUUGUCCCCUCCCAUCCGCCAUCUUUACCCUUCUGGAGCUUUGCCACUCGGGUGCCAGGAGGGAAGGCGAAGGUGGAGGACACUGCCGAGGCUCCCCCUGCACAGCUGUAGCAGUAGUGAGCAAACCUGCAGGCAGCAGCAGCCUGGCUGCCUUCUUCCCUUCGCCCCCAGCCCCUCUGCCUGGCCCUAGUAUUAGCUCCAGAGGGUCAGAACACGGGGUGAGCAGGACUGGGACGAAGGCUGCCUGAAAGGGGUGUGUGGCCUGGGCCCAAUCUCCUUCACCACCGGGGCCCCAGGGCCCCAUUCCCUGCUCCCCUCUCCUGGGAGGUGGGCCCCAGGCUGGCUCAGCCAACUAAUGCCAGUGCUAGUCAAAGAGCUCCCUUCCCCCGGCCAACCUGCGGGGGGGCCUGGAGCUGGGAGUCCACCUAAUGAGAGGGAGAGAUGCCCACAAGCCAUAAACCAAUAAAACGAGAAUCAUGAGUCA